Messenger RNA from Microcebus murinus (gray mouse lemur), 936 nucleotides. RefSeq names its product olfactory receptor 4K14. The record is from RefSeq and is a predicted model, not a curated record. Gene Ontology annotation, biological process: G protein-coupled receptor signaling pathway. Gene Ontology annotation, cellular component: membrane. Lineage: Eukaryota; Metazoa; Chordata; Mammalia; Primates; Cheirogaleidae. Gene Ontology annotation, molecular function: G protein-coupled receptor activity; olfactory receptor activity.
ACAAUGGCCCUACAGAAUUACUCCUUGGUGUCAGAAUUUGUGUUGCAUGGUCUCUGCACUUCAAGACAUCUCCAAAAUAUUUUCUUCGUAUUUUUCUCUGGGAUCUAUGUUGCCAUCAUGCUGGGUAACCUUCUCAUUGUAGUCACUGUAAUUUCUGAUCCCCACUUGCACUCCUCCCCUAUGUACUUCUUGCUGGGAAAUCUGUCUUUCCUGGACAUGUGGUUGGCCUCAUUUGCCACACCCAAGAUGAUCAGGGAUUUUCUUAGUGAUCAGAAACUCAUCUCCUUUGGAGGGUGUAUGGCUCAGAUCUUCUUCUUGCACUUUACUGGCGGGGCUGAGAUGGUGCUGCUGGUUUCCAUGGCCUAUGACAGAUAUGUGGCCAUAUGCAAACCCUUGCAUUAUGUGACUGUAAUGAGUCGGCAGACUUGCGUCAGGCUGGUGUUGCUUUCCUGGGUCAUUGGAUUUGUGCACUCCAUCAGUCAAGUAGCUUUUACUGUGAAUUUGCCUUACUGUGGCCCCAAUAAGGUGGACAGCUUCUUCUGUGACCUCCCUCUAGUGAUCAGACUUGCCUGCAUGGACACCUACGUCUUGGGUGUGCUCAUGAUCUCAGACAGUGGGCUGCUUUCCAUGAGCUGCUUUCUGCUCCUCAUGGUCUCCUACACUGCCAUCCUCCUCACCGUCCGACAGCGUGCUGCUGGUGGCAUAUCCAGGGCACUCUCCACGUGCUCUGCUCACAUCACGGUAGUCACGCUGUUCUUUGGGCCUUGCAUUUUCAUUUAUGUGUGGCCUUUCAGCCGAUUCUCCGUGGACAAGCUCCUGUCUGUGUUUUAUACCAUUUUUACUCCACUCUUGAACCCCCUUAUCUACACAUUGAGAAAUGAGGAGAUGAAAGCAGCUAUGAAGAAACUGCGAAUCCGACAGGUGACUUUUCACUGA